Messenger RNA from Electrophorus electricus (electric eel), 6424 nucleotides. RefSeq names its product Rho GTPase activating protein 31 (gene arhgap31). Gene Ontology annotation, biological process: small GTPase-mediated signal transduction. Lineage: Eukaryota; Metazoa; Chordata; Actinopteri; Gymnotiformes; Gymnotidae. Gene Ontology annotation, molecular function: GTPase activator activity. Gene Ontology annotation, cellular component: lamellipodium. The record is from RefSeq and is a predicted model, not a curated record.
CAGAGUGUAGGGGGGUUGUGAAGACGAGAGGAAAAGGGGUCAGGGGGAGCCGGAGAGAGAGAGAGAGAGAGAGAACACCUACACUGCAGGAAACCAGUCUAACACACUCUGACAGAAUUCCUGGCGAUUUUGAGAAGAUAGAAGCUUUUAGCUGGGACAGGCCCUUCACUGGGCACUCUGGGACUGAGCUUUGGACUUCUCUGAUCUCCCUGACUGCACAAAAGAGAGGGAGAAAAGCCUGAUGGAGCAGUGACGUCAAACUGGUGCUGCGCUUCAGAAUUCCUCUCCCACACCAGCUCGCUGGAGUCGCGGGCAAGAUGUGAGCCGACCAGUCCUUUUGUUGGACACUGGACUUCCUGGUUUUGGGCUUUCUUCCCUUAUCUUUUCCUUUUUUCCCUGGGCCCAUAUUUCCCCGGUUUUCCGUGCUGAGUGGGGCCGAUGCUUGGCGUCAGGCCCUGUUUACUCUGAUCUUAAUAAAUCUCGAACUCCUCAUGAAGAACAAAUCCGCCAAGCAGAAGUCCAAGAGGAAAGGAAGCGAAAAUGCGUUCGGCUGUGACUUGACGGAGCACCUCCACAGCUCGGGACAAGAAGUGCCUCAGGUUCUGAAGACAUGUGCAGAAUUCAUUGAGAAGUACGGCAUUGUGGACGGAAUUUACAGACUCUCAGGAAUCACCUCAAACAUUCAGCGUCUCAGACAGGAGUUUAUCUCUGAGCUCUGUCCUGACCUCACUAAGGAAGUGUACCUUCAGGAUAUCCACUGCGUUGGGUCUUUGUGUAAGCUGUACUUCAGGGAACUGCCCAACCCUCUGCUGACCUACGAACUCUACCAGAAAUUCACUGAUGCCAUGAACGUCAAAGAGGAAGAUGACCAGCUCCGAAAUAUUCAGAUAGUCAUUAAAGAGCUUCCGGCGUCUCAUUUCAGGACGUUGGAGUUCUUGGUGAAACAUCUGUCUCACAUGGCCACGCUCAGCCAUCACACCAACAUGCACACCCGCAACCUGGCCCUGGUGUGGGCCCCUAACCUGCUUCGGUCUAAGGAGAUUGAAGUGUCCUCCUGUAAUGGAGACGAGGCCUUCCUGGAGGUGCGAGUGCAGCAGUCAGUGGUGGAGUUCAUCCUCAACCACACGGAGCAGAUAUUUAACCAGGGAGCAGACAUAGCCAAGCCCAAAGAAGGGCCUGGAGUAAUGUGUAGGGAGAAGUAUGCCACGCUGCCUGCUGCUGCUCAGGCUGGGCCCAUGAAGCUGAUGAGUCUGGAGGAGGCGCAGGCCCGCUCCCUCAGCCCCAGCCACCCAGCGCGCAGGGAGCGGCAGCGGGAGAACAGCCUGCCUGACACCAGCGUGGCUGCCAUGUACCACACAGUCAUAGACCUGACCGAGAGCAAGAGGAAAUUCUCUGGAAAGUCAAAGAAGUGGAAGGCAAUCUUCAGCCUGGGUCGGUCUGUCACUGACACCAAGGGGAAACUGAGUCGCAAUGGGAGUGUGUUCAUGAGAGCGCAGAGUGCCUCAGAAAAGACUGGGAUACGACCAUCGAAGAGCAUGGACUCCCUCUGCUCUCUGCCAACAGACGAUGGCAAAUCUCCAUCAGGCAGAGGGACUAAUGGAUUCUUCGCCCCCUUGGUGAAAUCCCGAACCCUGGAUUCGAACAUCAGCUAUGAUCCAAAUGAACAGGAUCCACAGUGGGAAUUUGACCUGCAGAAAUCAAGCAGGGUUAUUGGGGGCAGCCCGAGCACGAAGAGACGAGGUGCUCCAAAUACCUCAUCUUCAUCCCCCUCUUCUUCCUCCUCUUCUUCUCCACUGCAGAGAGCUCUUCCCGAACAGCUGAAGGUGUUCAAAGGGGACGAACUGGGUGCCUGCCGGCCCACUUCUCCAAAAAAUCGCCGCAUGCUAUAUUCUGGUUCUUCCAACAAUGGCUCCUCCAGGCCAUCUUUCCCAGGCAGCCUGUUCCCACUGGAGUCCUCGCCUCGACAUCAACGCAAGGCCCUCAACAUCUCUGAGCCGUUUGCCGUAUCCGUGCCUCUCCGCGUGUCCGCCGUCAUCAGUGCGAACAGCACCCCUUGUCGGGUGGCGGGGAAGGAAUGGGACUGGUCAGGGGGGGCACUGGCAAAACCUUCUGAGCCCCAUGGCAUGGAAAGCCUGGGUAACACUGGUUUCAGGGAGUUGGCCCCCAGCGGUAGCAGGGGUUUCAGUUCCCAAAACAGAGAGAAGGCGGCGGGCAGAGGCAACGGGUGCAUAGAGAAACCGCCUGGUGACAGCAGCAGAGGCAGCGGAUGCCGUAUCUAUAGCAACAGCAGCUCUGUCCCCAUGGAGAAGGAGGAGAGUCAAACAGUGGAGAGGGGUACCAGGGAUGGACCCCCUAACACAGGGGCAGAAAGCAACGAUGCAGAAGUGAAAGAGCUGCUCGCCAGUGUGGAAAUGUCUGACAACCUGAUGACAUCUCAGCCCCAAGGAGCGCAACAAGAAUUGUCUCUGUCCUCCAGGGAAACACUGGACACCUCACUAAUGCAACUCAAUGAGCCCAAAAAUCUGGACCAACUGGAUAUUGAGACAAUCAGUGAGGAGCCAUGGUCCAAUAUGCAUCAUGAGCUUAGGAUCACUGAGUCUGAAACGAACAUCCUGGAAGACCAGAUGAAAUCCAGUGCCUCCAUGACCAAAAUCACUGGAAAUGAUGGUGCUCUCAAUCUUAAUGCUCAAGCUAAAAGAAGAAGCAGUUGUCCUACUCACCCAGUAUCUUCGAAGGGACACAGCAAAGAGGUCAAUACAGGUCUGAUGGUAGAUCAUGCUGGUGCUACUGUUUUUAACCCAACACUGAGGCCUUCGCCAGAAAGACCUUUGGAGCAAGAGCUUCAGAGCUGGAAUUACAUGGACAGUGUCAAUGUCAAAAAGGAUCACAGGAGCCUGGAUUCUUUUGAGUCUCUGGACAUUAUGGCCAACAAGCUGCAAUUCUUGCCAUUCUUCCAUCUGAAGGAGACCGACAUUCUCCAAGAUGCUGAAUCAUGGUCAUCAGUUCCUUCCUCUGAAGACCCUUGUGUCAAGAAAGCCAUCAUUACUGAAGAGUCUUCUGGCUGCAGUGGCAGUAUUAACCCAUGUGGUCAGAGUCCUACUUUGUCCACAGAAAAAAGUGUUUUGUCAUCGAAGCAGAAAAGCAAUGACAAUGAGAAAGAGAAAACCAACAGCAGCAGUCUUGAUCUAACAGCCAAAGUAAAAGGAAGCAUGGAAAGGCUCUCAAAAUGCUUGGAUGGAAGACGUCUCGCCACAGAAAUUUCACAUCAAGAUGAUGAGGACAUAUGGGGGAAUCGUUUGGUAGGACUAGAUCAGGUGGAACCCUGGGAAGACUUGAGCACCACAAAACUGUGGGUCACAAGCCCACUCCACACACCAAAACUGGAAGAUCUUUUUCCUCUGCUGAAAACAUCAGUGCUGGCUGAAAGUGAAGUGUCUACUGAGCCCAAUAUCAGCCACUUGCAAAAAGACAAGAGUGUUGUAGAGGACGUACACGUGAAUGCUAUGUGUUCAUCUGGAGAACAUACUGCUAUGACCAGAGAAGCUGAUACUGUACUCAACUGUCCCUCUGCCAAAGCAAAAACACCAGAAGGGGACAAAGCUGGUCUUGGAGAUAUAUCAGAUCUCUUUCUUGGUGCUAACUUAGAAGAGACUGGGAAGACAGCAGAGACUAAAUGUGACUCUCCACAGCUUGCACAGUUCAAGACAGUAAUCUACCAGGGAGAGGCAAUCAGAACACCAAAGAGAAGCACUGGCACUCAAAAACAGAAGAGUUCUGUGUCUUCCCAAAGGCUUCACCGACAGGUAUCACAUGAACCAUGCAUUACAGGGAGGAAUGAGGAAAACAUUGCUCCAAAACACAGACCUUAUUCUCUAAAUUUGGAUCUGGGACACCGGUGUAUUAGGGACAUCUCAAAUAGGCAGAAUCUUGACCUGGCAGACCCUUCCUCUUCACCAAGGGGUACAGUACCACAUUCUGGGACAAAGCAUGAUGGGUUAUCUCUGGAACUAGAGAUGUUCUUACGAGACCGACAGGCACCCAUGCGACGCAAUUCUGCACCAGUGAGCGUGUCUUCAGUGCGCACUGCAUUCAUGAUCAAAACGAGCCAGGCCAAAGCUGUGCCUGUUAUACCUCCAAAGAUUCAGUACAGCCACAUACCACAUCCAGUGGCAGAAAAGGGCAGCCAUGAUCAAGAUAAAAGAUGUGGGCCUGACCAGAACAAGGUAGAGAAAGCAGAUUCUCUACCUCCUCUCCAGGGGGUAAAAGAUCCCAAAGAAGAAAGGGAAAACUGCGAACCAGUUCCAAGGGUCCAAAAGCAGGCAUCCAUAGAAAAGCCCACAGAGACUCUCAAGCCAACAUCUGCCCCAGAACCUCCAGUACUGAGGAGGAAGCGAUCUGCCAACGGAGACUCUUUCAUGGACUGUCCCAGACCCGAACGAUCCACCUUACUUCAGAGAUCUUCCUUCAGGAAUCGUCCAAGACCUCAAAGCCUCAUACUCUUCAGCCCUCCUUUCCCAAUUAUGGAUUAUCCUCCAGUGGGGGAUGAUGGCAAAGUUGUCCUGUCACCUAUCAAGAGUCCUACCAAAACAUCACCCCUUGAUGUAUUCACUAAAGAGCUAGCAGAAAACCUCAAGACUCCAGAAGGGGUCACUCUGCGAAAUAAAAUGACUUUACCCAAGAGUGGACAAAGACUAGAGACCUCUACAAGCUGCUUUUACCAGCCUCAGAGGAGAUCUAUGAUUUUUGACAGCAGAAGCAACCGUCAGAUUGAAUGAGCUGCUCUAAGACUCAUGAAUGAUGUUCACAUCAUAACUAGCUGAGGUUUUGGUUUUUUUUCCUUGACGAAUAUUGUACCAUAUUGAAUAACAAGUUCUCUUUAAAUUCUAAGGAAGACAAAUUUAGAACUUUAAGUAUUAGGCUUUGUUUUAAAAUGCUGCUGCUGGCAACCUCACCAUAGAAUACUUCUACCAUUCUUAAAGAUAAAUUAAAUGCAUUUUAGGCAAGCAGCACUGAAAAACUGCUCAGUGCCAAGUAUUGUCCCUUCUGUUUUGCAAAAUGACAAUUCAGCCAUACACAGAAAUGUUACAUGAAACAAGUAAUUCCCCUGUGGUUGUUUGCUUGUUUUUUUUUCUUUGGAGUGAUAUUUAAUAUUAUAUCCUGCAACAUGGGUAUUUCAUUUUCAUUUCAUAUCCAUUUCAGUGAUUGUAGUCUGGGAACCAAAACCAAAUCGGAUAACGUUUGGUAAAAAAAAAAAAAAAAAAUGGCCCAUGCAAGUGAUACUGAAUGAUGUACUCAGUGAAAAAGAAAACAUACCAACCUAUAGUAUGAUGCCCUAUUUGUUUUUAAAAGAGCCAAAUGGGGAGCAAUGAAGAGGAUGAAAUCUAUAGAUGGUGUUCUUAGGUUUUAAUACACUGUUUUUCACUGUUUUUAGUUUUUCAUAAAAUAUGUUUUCCAUUUUCUUUUAUUAUCUAUUUGAGAAGUUGUAGAUAUGAGAUGUGCCAAUACAUAAAAUAUCCAGGGUUGUUAAUAAUGUGGCAAUUAGUACUGAAUGUGCUGAUGUACAAGAGUUACAUACCUUUACUGCAGAGAAAAGUUUGGAAUCUUAAGCAGUGACUCAGGCCAGGCCUGACUUUGAACAGGCAAUGGACUGAAACAUUGCUUGAGUCACAUUUGUUGUUUGUAGGUUAUUUUUUUAUUACUACUGCUUCAUCUAGCCUGAAAUGUUAAAUUUGCCAAAGAUAUUAAAAGCAUGCAGUUAACAUGCAUUUAUGUCAUUCCAUAAUGAUUCCUGAAAUCAACAUAGAAAUGUCUCUUUCAAAAUUCUGUCUAUGAUGAAAAACAUCUCAUUGUACAAAAACUGCCUGGAAGCUCAACAUGCAUUUAUUUAUUUCUGCAUUUUAUGAUGCCAAUUUUAUACCUUGUGGGAAUAGGUUCCACUGUUGUAUAAAACAUGUCAUUACAAGUGAAAAUGUAAAUUUUGAUUCACAGUGUUUGCGUAGUUUCUACAGAUUGCCACUGUCAAAGUUCUGUGGCCUUUGAUAGCACAGAUACUUUGCUGCUGUGCAGUAUAUGAAAAUAAGUUGCUUCUUUUGCUGUGUUAAGGCCUGUUUUGAUUAGCUUGUUGGUAUCUGUAAGUAUUUUAAGAUUUUUUUGAGAGAGAAAAGUGGCAUGAUGGUCCUAAAGAUGAAAGAUGAUGUAAAACACAUGAAGAGCAAGGACUGAGAGUAAUGUUUCACAGAAAGAGAAGCACGGGUGUUCUCCAGUGUACAUUCAAUAUGCUCUCGCAUGGAGACAGAGAAGAGAAAAUGUAUGUUGUCAAUACCUGUAACCAAAGAACACUAACUUCAUAAUCUAUAUUUUGUAUCACUCAAAAUUCAAUGUAUGUAUUCAUUGUAAACAAAACAAUAAAUAUACUUGAUAUGUA